Messenger RNA from Cryphonectria parasitica EP155, 474 nucleotides. RefSeq lists its product as uncharacterized. Lineage: Eukaryota; Fungi; Ascomycota; Sordariomycetes; Diaporthales; Cryphonectriaceae. The coding region runs from base 1 to 474 and encodes 157 amino acids. The transcript has 6 exons. The record is from RefSeq and is a predicted model, not a curated record.
AUGCCUGGAGGGUGGUGUGGUGUGUUUGUGUGUGUGUGUGUGUGUGUGUCUGUCUGUCUCUCUCUCCUCCGGCGUCCGAGUGGAUGCCUUGGGAAAUGGCUUUAUGCAGGUGUUGUCAAGCCGGAAAAGGGUAGCCACACACAUUUACAAGAUACGCAGACGCAAGCACACACACAGCCCAGCACGAGGUACCUGAGCCUUACUGUACAUAUGCAGAUGCAGAAUGCAGAUGAUCUAUACGGGAGGGAAAAGAAGAAAGCCUGCAUAUUCUCAUUCUUCCUCCUGCAGGGUAUCAUAGUCAGCUGUCUUUCUGAGAUUCUGAGCUGCUUUCUCAAGGACCUAAAGGCCUAUCUGGACCAGCACGUCAACCCUAAAUACUCGAACGAGGUUCAGAACGCAGCGUACCAUAGUCUGUGGGCUACUGUACCCUCGAUCGAGGAAGGGAGAAAUGGGGCCAAGGGAGAAUACCAGUAG